AGGAUUUAAUAUCGGAUCAGUCGACUACGGACCACGUUCUCGUGCGUACUACCCCUGCACUUACAUUCACCCGGUUGACGCGUUUUCCUUGUCACCCUCCGACGUUUGUAAAACGCUCCCGGCGACCGCGGCGAACACCGAAAUAAUAGGGUCACGAGUAGUAUGGUGCUACGAGAAAAACGUCUACUGCCAUCGGACACUUUUCGACCCGUCGUUAAUGUCGUACAUACGAAAAGGUAUAUAAAAUGAAAAGAAUUCGACCAAAAGUUGUUUUUGCGGGAUAGGAUAUUCAAGAAAAUUAAAAUAAUUAACAUGGCGGCUGUGAAGUCGUGAUUGCGGACAUACAAUGGUAGUGAUUUUAAACGCUAUCUUAGUUUCUUUCCUGUCAGUCGUCGUUGCAAAAAUCCAAAAAGACUGUGUUUUGGAAUUGCCUACAAACGGCUCUCGCGAUGUUUAUUGUGACGUCAUACCGUACAAAAUUGACUUGAAUCACACUAACGGUAUGACAAAACUAGACAUAUCGCAAAAUAAUUUAAACGGGAUUUAUAUUUUUAAUGAUAAAAAUAUAACGUUACCUACACUUGACGUGUCCAGAAAUAACAUUCUAAGUCCUUGCCAUGUUGCCAUUAGUAAUAUGGUAAACGUAGAUUCUAUGAUAUUAUCCUUUAAUAAGAUAUACAAUUUCUCAAUGUGUUCAGAAAUUAGGAAUCUUACGUUAAGUUGGAAUUACAUUAAAUCCUUAAAUAAAACUGAUAUGGUUAAUGCAUCUUCUUUGCAAGUUUUAGAUCUUGGUAAUAAUUAUAUCUUAUGGAUUGAAAAUAAUACAUUUGUCGGAAUGCCGGAUCUUCAAUGGUUAAACUUAAGAGGUAACGCGUUAACAAGAAUAUCAGAAAAAACCUUACCAAGUACUACGUUAAGUUAUCUUGACGUUUCUGAAAACUAUGAUCUCGAUAGCACAACAGUAUUUCAACCAUUUGAAAAUCUAAUUGAAUUAAAUAUUGCCAAAAAUACAAAAUUAGCUCCUGUUGUUUUGGGUUCCGGUCCAAGACUUCAAUCAUUAGAUGUUUCGUACACCAAUCUUACAGAAGUUCCAGUCACACCAGCUCCACUAUUAGGCUCACUUAUAUUGAGUGGAAAUGCGAUAAAAACGGUAAAUAGUGGUGAUCUAGAUGGUUUUCCACUUCUCCGAUUGCUUAACAUUAAUGCUAAUCGCAUUAAAAUUGUAGAAGACGACGCAUUUGGUCGGCUCGAUUUACUGAUCUUAUUGGACUUGAGUAAUAAUUUAUUGGAAACAGUACCAAAAAGUUUACCAGAAAGAUUAGAAAAAUUAAAUCUAGAAGGUAAUAGGAUACAAAACUUGGGGAUUGAAGACUUUGAGGGUUGCAAACGACUGAAAAUAUUAAAUGUUCGGAAAAAUAAUAUUCAGCACAUACAGGACUUUACGUUUGCAUCUCUAUUAUUUCUUGAUACUUUAGAUUUAUCUGAAAAUCCGAUCAAGAUGAUCACUAGAGAAAUGUUAGCAGGUCCAGUAAAAUUAAAAGUCUUAAAGUUGGAGAAGCUGAUAGCACCAGAAACGCCAACAUUUCCAUUCACUGAUACACGUUACUUGAAUCGAAUCCAAUUAGCCUACAGCAAACAUCUUGCUGAAAUUCUAUUAAAUGAUAGUGCUGUAUUGUCAUCUAUGUUUCAACUUGAAUAUUUAGACUUAACGGAAUGCGAUAUUGUUUCACUUCCAAACCGUUUACCUUAUCACAUGCCUAAAAUUAAAACAUUAAUAUUAAACGAACUCAAGUGCAUCGAGUCGUGGCUCAGAGACUGGCUUUGUGAGAUCUACGCAUCCGAAGAUCACCAUUACAAAUUAAGCAAGUCUGAAUUGAGACUCAGAAGCUAUCAGUUGGAAAAAUUCAAAUCACCAGUGGAAAAUGUGCAAUGUAGGCAAGAUAAUGGUAAUAUUCAACAAGUGUUCGAUGCAGAAUACUGUGCCACAAGGACGACAAUUCCGACCUAUCAAGUUACUACGACUACAACAGAACAGACAGCAGUAUUUGCACGAUUAAGAGCGAAAGACGAUCAUAAGAAUUCACAAGUUAUAGUAAAAACAACUCAUCCAGGUAUGAUAGUUUUUGUGUGUAUUGUGUUGUUGUUGGUACUUUUAGCAAGUGGUACUGUUUGGAUUGGAAUGAGAGGGAGAACACUAAAGAUGGUACAUUGGAGGCAAAAUACAGCUGAUGUGGAUUACCAAAGUAUCGAAAUUAAGAGCCUGGAAAGUUUAAGUCAUGUAGAAAGAUGGUAAAAUAAGUCUGAAGAAUAAAAUAUUUGUAAGCCUAAUUUAAAUUUGUAUUAUUUGUUUAUCUUUUGUAAUAUUUUAAAUAUUUUAAAUCAAAGCUAAAAUGGAGCAGCGUAGCAUAAAUGUAUUAUUUAAAAAUUAGAAAUUUUUUCAUCAACCAACUAAAAAAUAAUCAAUACUGAUAUUGCUAUAUAAAUAGUAAUUUUUUUAAAUUUACGUUAAAACAUUAAACAUGUCAUAUUGAUUGAAUAUUGUUUGAAAAAAUAUCAACAGCAUAAUUAUUAAUUGUAUUUAUAUUUUUAAUGAUUUAUAUUACUGAAUUUUACUGUAUUUCAUUAUUAUUUUUAUUCAAUUAUAUAAUUUUAUGGAGAAAAUUAUGUAUUAAAACUGACAUUUUGUACGACAGCAUUAUUAUUAAUUAUAGACCUGGCGUGUAAAUAUGAAUUUAAGUAGAUAAUUAAAUGUGGAAAAUUAUUAUUGUUA
Aphis gossypii (cotton aphid) is the source of this 2770-nucleotide messenger RNA. Its product is annotated as leucine-rich repeat-containing G-protein coupled receptor 4-like. Gene Ontology annotation, cellular component: extracellular matrix. Bases 347 to 2293 code for a protein of 648 amino acids. NCBI's taxonomy places the organism in Eukaryota, Metazoa, Arthropoda, Insecta, Hemiptera, Aphididae. The transcript has 2 exons. The record is from RefSeq and is a predicted model, not a curated record. Gene Ontology annotation, molecular function: protein binding.